AUGGAGAACCUGAGCAAUAUCUUCAAGCAAAAGGCCACCGAGCAGCAUCACAGAGCGGAGGUCAUGAUUGCAGGAGAACAGCUCAGGCUUCGUCUUCAUGACGGCAAGCUUAUAAAGGAUCGGCGUUAUCACCUCCGCACCUACCCGAAUUGCUUCGUGUCCAAGGAGCUCAUUGACUGGUUGAUUGACCACAAAGAAGCCCCUGACCGCGAGACCGGCAUCCGGCUGAUGCAGAAGCUCAUGGACCAUGAUAUUCUUCACCACGUCUGUGACGAACAUUCGGACUACAAGGACGCUAAGCUCCUCUAUCGCUUCCGCAAGGAUGAUGGGACCUUCCCACUCAACAAGGAAGUCAAGGUGUUCCUGAGAGGACAGAGCCUCUACGAGACGCUGAUCAGCAUGGACAACUCUAUUCUCAAAGCCAGAGAAGAGAACCUGGUUAAAUUCCAGAGGAGCUUUUUGGGGUGUGAGAUGGUUGACUGGCUGGUGGAGGAAGGGGAGGUUGCCAACCGGAAGGAAGCGACGGAGCUCUGCCAAACCCUCCUGGAACACGGGAUCAUCCAGCAAGUCUCCGCUCAGUGCCAUUUUUACGACCGGGAUCUCCUCUACCAGUUUCGUAUCAAUUUCCGCCGAAGGAGGAGACUCACGGAGCUGCUGAGUGAAACCCUGCACAGAUCUCUUUCGGACAGCCCUGACAGCCCCUUCUGUCUCCGCAAGCUGAACCCCGAGCUGAGCCCCUCCAGUUUCUUGUCAGUCCAACCUAAUAAGGAAAUUAAAAUUGUCUCGGCUGUCCGAAGAAGCAGUGUGACUUCCCUGGCUGGAGGAUCCAGUCUCUAUUAUAACCUCUCCCCAAACCUGGGACAGGUGCCAAUUGUUGAAUGCAAUCCCAAAUCAGUCUUGAAGAAAUCUGUCACCAAUGAAGAGCUGUUGACUCCCGGAGCACCUUACAUCAAGAAAACACUGACAAUUGUAGGGGAUGCAGUUGGCUGGGGUUUUGUAGUGCGUGGAGGUCAGCCAUGCCACAUCCAAGCUGUAGAUCCAGGAGGACCAGCUGCUGCUGCUGGCAUGAAGGUCUGCCAAUUUGUCUACUCGGUGAAUGGAAUGUAUGUUUUACAUUUGGAUUACCAGACUGUGAGCAAUCUCAUUGUGACAGGACCUCGGACUCUGGUGCUCGAAGUGAUGGAAGAAGAUGAAUGA
Messenger RNA from Thamnophis elegans (Western terrestrial garter snake), 1197 nucleotides. RefSeq names its product DEP domain-containing mTOR-interacting protein-like. Bases 1 to 1197 code for a protein of 398 amino acids. The transcript has 9 exons. Gene Ontology annotation, molecular function: protein binding. Lineage: Eukaryota; Metazoa; Chordata; Lepidosauria; Squamata; Natricidae. Gene Ontology annotation, biological process: intracellular signal transduction. The record is from RefSeq and is a predicted model, not a curated record.